Drosophila navojoa is the source of this 1049-nucleotide messenger RNA. RefSeq names its product trypsin. Gene Ontology annotation, biological process: proteolysis. NCBI's taxonomy places the organism in Eukaryota, Metazoa, Arthropoda, Insecta, Diptera, Drosophilidae. Gene Ontology annotation, molecular function: serine-type endopeptidase activity. The record is from RefSeq and is a predicted model, not a curated record.
GCCCCUACACAUAACGCUAUGCUCACGGUAAAAAUUUGUAUCGCUCUGCUGCCGUUCUUGGCGCUGGUCAGAGCCAAUGCCAUUGGCCAGCAGCCGCAGCUGCAGCACCUGCUGUCGGAGCACUUUGAGGAGCUGGCCAAGGCGAUCAAGGGCGACGAAAAGGGAACGGAACCCCGCCUAGUGGAACGCACAAUGCAGAAGAUAAAGGACGACCUGGCCAUGGAAAUGUCAGCGCGCAUUAUAGGCGGCUACGAUGUGCAGGGCGUGGACAAUGCGCCCUAUCUCGUCUCACUCAGCCUGACGCCGCUCAUCUACAGCCAUCAGUGUGCCGGCGCCAUCAUUGGCAAGCGCUGGGUGCUGACCGCGGGCCAUUGCGUGGAGGAGCUGCGCCGCUUCAAUGGCGACGUGAUUGGCAUUCCCAUCUAUGCAGGCCUCUCCAAUCGAUCGAAUGUGAGCGACGCUCAGGUGCGUCUCGUGGACUUUGCGGCGACGCAUCGCCAAUUCAACGGUGCCGCCGGCAGCGACAACAUCGCCCUGCUGCACGUCUCCCAGUCUUUCGUCUACUCGAAUCGUGUGCAGCAAAUCGCGCUGCCGGAUCUCGACGAGGACUACAGCAACAAGACGGCUGCUCUCUAUGGCUGGGGCCUGACCACAGCUGAUGGCGAUGAGUAUUCCAAGAAGCUGCAAUAUGGAUUCGCUCCGCUGCUGAACAGCGACCAGUGCGCCAAGCUGCUGCCUUCGGAUGCGCCGCUCACGCGGAAACAGGUGUGCACUCAGGUGAAGGCAUGCUAUGGCGAUGGCGGCAGUCCGUUGGUCUACUGGCCCUUAACUGGACCCGCUGAGCUUGUGGGCCUGGGCUCCUGGAGCUAUAUGCCCUGCGGCUAUGCUGAUCGGCCAACGGUGUACACCUCGGUGCCCGCCUACGUCGAUUGGAUAUACCAAGUGAUUAGCGCCUACUACCAGCUGAACUGAGUAGUCCCUAAAUUCAAGUCUUGUCAACAUGAUCUUUGCGUAAUACAUUUACCACCAAUUAAAGCAAACAACAACAA